This is a messenger RNA of Selaginella moellendorffii, 998 nucleotides long. Its product is annotated as NEDD8-conjugating enzyme Ubc12. Gene Ontology annotation, biological process: protein neddylation. The transcript is spliced from 6 exons. NCBI's taxonomy places the organism in Eukaryota, Viridiplantae, Streptophyta, Lycopodiopsida, Selaginellales, Selaginellaceae. Gene Ontology annotation, cellular component: nucleus. The coding region runs from base 1 to 834 and encodes 277 amino acids. The record is from RefSeq and is a predicted model, not a curated record. Gene Ontology annotation, molecular function: NEDD8 transferase activity.
AUGGACUCUUGUGCGCUUGCACACACGCCAAUGGUUGCUGGCUUAAGACUUUCCAAGGAUACGUCUCCUUCUACAGACUCGGAUAGGAGGAAAAUGGCGAACGUUCCUUACCAAAGUGCUGUGGGAAGCUUAAUGUACCUAGUGGUGUUCACACGACCAGACAUUGCCUUCUCAGUGAACAUGAUUCACAAAGAUCACACACAGGCUAUUUUUUUUAGCUUGCAUCAAGCAGCUCUUUCUUGGAGCAGCAAGAAACAGAGUGUUGUGGCCUGCUCUAGCUGCGAAGUUGGGUAUAUGGCCACUUGCUUGCAAGGAGGCCAUCUGGCUUUGCCGUCUUCUAAUAGACAUGGAACACUCUCUUCCAGAACUUGGUCUUCUUUUCUUUGUCUAGAUAUCAGUGAGCUCAACUUGGCGAAAUCUACGUCCAUCAGAUUCCCCAACGGGAAGGAUGAUCUCCUCAACUUCGAGAUAACCAUCGGACCGGACGAAGGCUACUACCACGGAGGUUUGUUUGUUUUCACGUUCCAGGUCUCGGGAAUCUAUCCUCACGAAGCUCCCAAAGUAAAAUGCAAGACCAAAAUCUAUCACCCCAACAUCGACCUCGAAGGAAAUGUUUGUCUCAACAUUCUCCGAGAGGACUGGAAGCCAGUCUUGAGCAUAAACUCGAUCAUCUACGGCCUGCAGUACCUCUUCUUGGAUCCAAACCCGGAAGAUCCUUUGAAUCAGGAAGCCGCUGAGGUGCUUAGAACAAACCCCAAACAGUUUGAAACUAACGUGAGGAGAUCGAUGCAAGGCGGAUUCGUCGGUGGCCACCAGUUUCACAGAUGCGUAUGAUCUCGGUUUCUCGGUCGACUUCUCGAUCGUUCUUGCUCGCUCGCUCGCUCGCUUAGGAAGGGAAAAACAAGGAUUUGUUUGGUACAAAUGGCUGCGAUAUACAGGGAUAUUUCCCAGUUAGUAUCUAUUAAAUUUUGACAUAAAGCAUUGUUCAAUGUACAAAA